Molecule: messenger RNA, 699 nt
Organism: Schistosoma mattheei
Lineage: Eukaryota; Metazoa; Platyhelminthes; Trematoda; Strigeidida; Schistosomatidae
Source: the annotation of a GenBank genome assembly
AUGUCGAAAAUGUCACACAAUCCCACUCCUGCUUCUGUUCCAGUUGAAAAUUCUGCUUUAGAUUCUGUUGAAGCAGCUAAAGCUAAACAGAAUUCUUUACGUGAACGUUUAGCUGCAAGACGUCAACUUUUAGCUUCUGUUACCCAUUCUACUAAAACUUCGUCUUCCGCUUCCUUACUUACAAAUAAUAGCAGUACUGGAAUUGGUUCAAUUUGCAAACCUUUUAAUGUUAACCAGUCAACUGUUUCUGUUAUCGAGAAUGCAUUGAAACGAAAACUCGGUGAUAAUAAUAUAACGAGUGUGUCGUCUGAUACACUUUCAGUCAAUUCUCAGUCGAAUAUAACUUCUUUAUCAGGAUUAUUAAAUUCGUCAUCUAGUAGCUGUGAUCAUAUUGGAAAAUGUCCCUGUCACAAAUCGCAAAAUGUAUCUACUGUCGAUUCGAAGCAAUCAGAUCACAGUUGUAAUUUACUCGAUAAAUCAUCUGAUUUCGAAAAAUCAAUUCCUAAACAGUCAAGCAGUAUUCAACAAUUGAAAACAUCACAUCAACACGUGAUCCAUACCUCAGAAACAACGCCAAUAGACUGUGAACGGAAAUCCAAUUUUUCUAAUAUCAGAAAACAAUGUGAAAAUAAUGAGUCAAUAUCCGAUAGAAAUAAACGUCCACUAAUGAUAAAUGUAAUCAUUAUCAAUCUACUAUAA